This is a messenger RNA of Puccinia triticina, 3009 nucleotides long. RefSeq lists its product as uncharacterized. The transcript is spliced from 8 exons. Bases 1 to 3009 code for a protein of 1002 amino acids. The record is from RefSeq and is a predicted model, not a curated record. Gene Ontology annotation, cellular component: nucleus; preribosome, large subunit precursor; nucleolus. Gene Ontology annotation, molecular function: rRNA (uridine-2'-O-ribose)-methyltransferase activity; rRNA (guanine) methyltransferase activity. NCBI's taxonomy places the organism in Eukaryota, Fungi, Basidiomycota, Pucciniomycetes, Pucciniales, Pucciniaceae. Gene Ontology annotation, biological process: maturation of LSU-rRNA from tricistronic rRNA transcript (SSU-rRNA, 5.8S rRNA, LSU-rRNA); rRNA methylation; maturation of 5.8S rRNA from tricistronic rRNA transcript (SSU-rRNA, 5.8S rRNA, LSU-rRNA).
AUGUUCAAUAAGUUGAUUCUAAUCUUGGCGAUCCUAGUCAUCAUUCAAUCAAUCCAAGUCUUAGAAUCCAAAGUAACCCAUAAGUUCAUCGAGAGACGACGUGUUGAAACCAGCUAUCCUGGGCCGUCCAGUGCCAAAACUUUAACAAAGCGAAAGACGGAAAGCCCCAGCAAACACACACCAUCUAAAGGGGGUUGUAGCAAUGGCGGUUGCGGAAGAGUCGCAGCUUCCUCGUCCCCGCCCACUUUCUUGUCCGGCCAACCACAUCAUAGAAGCCAAGUCGUGAACGUACAUACAUCUACCCGUAAAGAAAACGAAACACCACACACGAUGGGGAAACGAGAGAAAAAGACUGGGAAAGGCCGACUGGACAAGUAUUACCGACUUGCCAAAGAACAAGGCUAUCGAGCUCGGUCAGCGUUCAAGUUAAUUCAACUCAACAAACGCUAUCAGUUCUUGGAAUCCGCCAGAUGUUGUAUCGAUUUAUGUGCUGCCCCUGGUGGUUGGCUUCAAGUAGCUGCGAAAUGGAUGCCCGCUAAUAGCUUGAUCCUCGGGGUCGAUCUGGUACCUAUCAAGCCUAUUCCUAAGGUCGUGACGGCCACUGAAGAUAUUCGCACUCAAAGCUGCAGGCUUUGGCUUCGUAGUGAAUUGAAGGAUUGGAAAGCUGAUGUUGUUCUACACGAUGGAGCUCCUAACGUUGGGACGGCGUGGAUUCAGGACGCCUUCAGCCAGUCGGAACUAGUACUCCACUCCUUGAAGUUAGCGACGGAAAUGCUGGCGCAGAAUGGAACGUUCGUGACCAAGGUGUUCCGGUCGAAAGACUAUAACUCAUUGCUGUACAUCUUCAACCAGCUAUUUAAGAAAGUCGAGGCUACGAAACCACCUUCCUCUAGAAACGUCUCUGCCGAAAUCUUUGUCGUCUGCCAAGGUUACUUGGCCCCCAAGAAAAUUGACCCUCGGCUGUUAGAUCCUGCUCAUGUUUUCAAAGAUGUCGACUUGACCAAAAGACUUACCGAGGAUCAAGCCGAAGCAAGUAGUAGUAAACUUACUCCAAAUGCCCAGAACGUCUUCAAGCCCGAGAAGAAACGUCGAACGAGAGAAGGAUAUGACGAAGGAGACUACACGUUACACAAAUCUUCGUCAGCCUCUGCCUUGAUCAAUACGAAAGAUCCAGUCAGCAUCCUCGGGGUCGCCAAUUGCAUCAAGUUUGACGAUUCUCAACAAGAUAAAGAAAUAUACAAACUGAAGGCAACAACUGCUGAAAUAAAGACCACCUUGACGGAUCUGAAAGUAUUGGGCAAAGGUGAUUUCAAGAAAAUCCUCAAAUGGCGCACCACCGUUCGAGAACUGCUAGGAAUCGACAGUAAGCCAGUCGAUCAGACGUCAUCAGAGGCUCCCGUAGAGGUUGAACCAAUAGACGAAGAAAAAAUUAUGAAGGAAGAGCUUGCGCGCAUCCAAAACGAAAAAGCUUUGGAAAACAAGCGCGAACGACGGAGACUGAACGAAAAAAGAACCCGUGAUGUGCAGCGCAUGCAACUUCAAAUGACCACUCCCAUGGAUAUCGGAAUAGAAAACGCGGAUGGCGAAGUCUUCGGACUUCAAAACAUGAAUUCUCACGACUUGAGCUCGGAUGAUGACAUGAAAUAUGCCGAUGGAGAAUAUGAUUCAGACUCACCGAUGGACACUGACCCGGAGGACUGUGAAGAUGAAGAGCUUUCUGAGGAUGAAGCAAAACUGCAGAAUCUCGAGGAAGGCCUGGACCUUGCAUACGACGAAUAUCAAGAAAACCAAUUGCGAAAAGACGCCAAACGAAAAGCACGCGAAGAAGCGCGAAGGUCGAAGCACAACGAGGACCAAGAGUCGGAAUGGACUGGUUGCAAUGACCAAGAUGACCCUGCCGAUGAGGAAAAUGAUGAAAUUGGAAGCGGGGAUGAUAUCGAAGUCGUUCGACAGAAAAGAGCUAAAUCUAAGAAAUUUGACGACAACGAUGAUGAUAGUGAUAGCGAUGGGGAAGACGUCACGCUUCAAGCUGCACGAAUUGUUGCCUCGAGGAAAGCACAAGGAUCUGCCUCAAAACCUUUAGCCGCAAAGAAGCCAAAACUACUCGUAGAUUUCGAAGAGCGAAACGACAAGACUGUCGAGGCCCAAGCAUCGGCUGCAGAUUUAUGGUUUGAUCAGCCAGUAUUCAAAGCGUUAGGAGGCGUCGAUGCCUUGAUUCCAGAUGGUGUCGGUGACUCGGACAACGGUCAUGAUGAAUCUCAAGCCAGUAAUGGAAGCAUCUGCUUUGAUGACGACGAGGAUGAAAAAUACUUGGCCGCACCAGAAGUAGAAGACAGUGACAGCGAAAUGGGAACAAUUGAGCCCUCCUCGAUCGGUGGGGUUUGGGACGACGAACUCCCAGAUCCCGAUGAAAAGAACGCCAAAAUUAUUCGAGAAAAAGGGCUGCUCACUCCGCAGGCCAUACAGCUAGCGCUUGACUUGGUCAACCGCAAGAAGACGAAGGAUCAACUAGUUGACUCUGGUUUCAAGCGAGAUGCAUUCUUUGACGACAAAAAUGAACUCCCUACAUGGUUCAUGGAUGAUGAGAUGAGACAUUUCAGAGAACACGUACCGGUAACCAAAGAAGCAGUCAAGAUUUUGAGGGAUAAAAUGAGAGCACUGAAUGCGAGGCCGAUAAAGAAGAUAGCAGAAGCGAAAGGACGCAAGAAAUUACGAACUCUACGCCGGAUUGAAAAGGCUCAGAGCAAGGCCAAUACGGUUAACGAAACUAGCGAUCUAACGGAGAAAGAAAAGUCGCUUGAAAUCGAAAAACUUAUGAGUCGGAUGCACAAAACUCCCAAGACUAAGAGCGACAUCAAAAUCGUAGUAGCCAAAGGUGCGAAUAGAGGUCAAAAAGGCAGACCUAGAGGAGUCAAGGGGCGAUACAAGAUGGUCGACGCUAGAGGAAGGAAAGAGUUGAGAGCCCAGAAAAGGCAAGAACGAGCUUCUUCAAAGAGGAAACGAAAGUGA